GAGUUCAACUGUGAGGCUGGUGAAUGGAACCGACCGAUGUUCUGGUCGAGUGGAGGUUCUGCAUGAUGGUCAGUGGGGAACCGUGUGUGAUGAUGAUUGGGACAUCAAGGACGCUCAGGUGGUCUGCAGAGCCAUGGACUGUGGAACCGCUCAGACCGCCAAGUCCGGGCGCCUUCUUCGGUGAAGGUCAAGGAGACAUCUGGCUGGAUGACGUCAACUGUUUCGGAAAUGAGACGUCGCUGCAGCACUGCAGGAGGCCUUCGUUUGGAGAGAACAACUGUGGACACAGUGAGGAUGCUGGCGUGGUCUGUUCAGCCACCAUCAGACUGAUCAAUGUGGGACGGAUGAGUGUUCUGGUCGGGUCGAGCUGCACCACGGAGGACCACUGGGCAUCCGCCAGCAGCGUUAAUUGGGAAUGAAUGAAGCUACAGUGGUCUGGCAGGGAGAUGAACUGUGGAGACCCGGUGAAGGUGUCGGGUUUCUACGGUGCAGUGGAGACCAGAGAGGCUACCAGGUGAGCUGCAGUGGUAGAGAGACGUCACUGACGCUCUGAGCCUCCGAGAAUAUCCCUCCGGCAGCCACAUCCAGGAGGCAAUGCGGUCCAGUGUUCAGGUAGCGUAAAGUUGGCUGAUGGACCGAACCGCUGCGUGGGAAGAGUGGAGUUCUACAACAACGGCCGGUGGGGGACGAUUUGUGGAGAAUCCUGGGACAUCAAUGAUGCUACGGUGGUCUGCAGACAGCUGGACUGUGGAAGAGCUCAUAAGAUCACCACCAUGUCGGAGUACGGCCAGGGGACCGGGACCGUGUGGAUCGAUCAGAUCGAGUGUAACGGGAUGGAGUCCAGCCUGCCUCAGUGUCCUCAGAGACCCUUCACCGACAAGACCUGCAACACCUCCUCAGUGGCUGGAGUCACCUGCACAGGGAGCCUGGAGGUCCGGUUGGCCAACGGUAAGGACGAGUGCUCUGGUCGGGUGGAGGUCCGUCACGGUGACGUUUGGUCCACGGUGUGUGACGCUGGCUGGACAGUGGAUAAAGCCCAGGCGGUGUGUGAUCUCCUGGAGUGUGGACGGGCCGUGAACAUUCCCGGAACCUCUCAGUUCGGUCAGGGCAGCGGCUCGGUGGCCACGGCCGACGACUGUUUCAGCAACGCCACCUUCCUGCAGCAGUGUUCAUCCAGAGGGUUCAGAGCGGCAACGUGUGGACACCAACAGGACGCUGGAGCCAUCUGCGCAGCUCAGGUCCGGCUGGCCGGUGGCGCCACCCAGUGUUCUGGUCGGGUGGAGGUGUUCUAUAAGGGCCAGUGGGGAACGGUCUGUGAUGAUGAGUGGGAGCUGAGUGCAGCUGACGUGGUCUGCAGACAGCUGGGAUGUGGUCACGCCAUCUCCGCCCCCGGCAGCGCCCACUUCGGCCAGGGUUCUGGUCCCAUCUGGCUGGACAACGUGCAGUGUUCUGGCCAGGAGUCGGCGCUGUCCCACUGCACCCACCAGGGCUUUGGAGAACACAACUGUGGACACGGAGAGGAUUCCAGUGCCAUCUGUCUGGGUGCUCUGGCCAAGCCUGAGAUCACCUUAUAUCCAGCUCCGGAGGUCAACUGGGGUGAUAAGGUGGAGAUCACCUGCACUGUGGUCACUGAACAGCUGGGAGGAACCUUCAUCCUGAAGAAGCUCCAGGACUCAUUCCAGUUGGAGAAGUUCUCCAACCACGACACAGCCACCUUCACCUUCCCUGCAGUGGACUUCAACCAGAGAGGAUCGUACUUCUGUGAAUACCAGAAGAAACUUCCCACUCAGGUCAUCUACUAUCCUCAAGGAAACUCAGCUGACCUCUCCAUCACAGUGAAGCUGGAGAAGCCCACCAUCUCACUGUCUUCUCCUCAUGCCAUGGUGGUCUACAGCCCAGACAAGGUGUCUGUCACUCAGGGCAGCUCCUUCUCCGUCACCUGCUCCACCCACUCCAAGUAUCCUGGAGGGUUUUUCUACCUGACCCGGUCCAACAGAACCACCAUGGAGUCCAAGCCGACGUUCGCUCACUCCAUCUUCUAUCUGGCCUACUUCGAAUUCCCGUCCUUAGAGCCUGAACACCAGGGAGAAUAUACCUGCGUCUACGCCCUGAACAUCUCCUCGCUGUCCUUCUGCUCGGUUCCCUCCAAGUCUCUGCAAGUCACCGUGAUCUCUCCGUCGUCGUACUCGGUGGUCGGACCAGUUGUGUGUGUUCUGGUGGUUCUGGUUCUGCUGGUGGUUGGUUUCCUGGUGUGGAGGAGGAGAUGGAGAGGUUCUGGAGUCAUGGUUCAGUUCAGGAGCAGGUUUGAAGAAGCGAUGAAACGAGACAUGGAGGACAGAAGCAACGGAGCUCUGGAUGGAAGAGAACGCAGUAACCAGCUGUAUGAACCUGGACCGAGUCGCAGCUCCGUGGAGAAAGCUACUGAGGAGGACUCUGAGAACGGAGUGGACAGAGUUCCCGAAGACCUGGCUGGAAGAGUCUGCUACGAGCUGGAACCUCUAGUGGUCUCCUGAUGGAAACAUCCAGUCCUGACUAGACAGGUGUUCUUCAGCAAUUCCAGUCACGAAUGUGCUCUGAGCAGGAGGUUCUGGUUGAGUUCUGGCGGAGCUUUUAAGGUUGAAGUUUCCUCCAGGAGACGUGAUUGAGUUUCCUGAGCUUAGAGAACAUCCAACACCAGGUUGGAGGAGUUUCACAAAUAUCUGCAGCUGGAACAUCAGUUUUAUUCUUCUGCUGAUAGUUCCUCAACACUUUAACAGAAAUUAAAUUCUAAUCUUCAUCAUGUUCUGGAGAUGUUGCUCCUCUGAUCAGAUUCUCUUCACUUUAUUUGUGACUUUGGACCUGAAACUAAGUUCUGUCAAAUAUUUAGUCUGAAUCUAGAGAAUUUUAAACAUUUUAUGAAACACAUAAAGUUCAUCUCUGAACAUCUGAUGGAACCUGAAGAACACAAACUGGACAUGAAGACUGUUCUGGAGAUUCAAUAUUUUAAGAUAAGAGUUAAGAUAAACUUUCUGAAACUUCAGACUUUCUGGAGAGAACAAACCCAAAGAACCAAUAAAUGAAGAGAAUCACAGGAAACAGAUUCAGUCUGACCCAUGAAAUGAUUUUUAUUAUUUUAUUGAUGAUUAUUGGAUGUUUGUGAUGCUGAUCAAUAAAUCUAUUUCUUAUGUUUUUGA
Acanthochromis polyacanthus (spiny chromis) is the source of this 3173-nucleotide messenger RNA. RefSeq lists its product as uncharacterized. The transcript has 10 exons. Gene Ontology annotation, cellular component: membrane. The record is from RefSeq and is a predicted model, not a curated record. Bases 774 to 2513 code for a protein of 579 amino acids. NCBI's taxonomy places the organism in Eukaryota, Metazoa, Chordata, Actinopteri, Pomacentridae.